This is a messenger RNA of Dibothriocephalus latus, 258 nucleotides long. NCBI's taxonomy places the organism in Eukaryota, Metazoa, Platyhelminthes, Cestoda, Diphyllobothriidea, Diphyllobothriidae. The record is from the annotation of a GenBank genome assembly.
AUGAUGUUAGCAACGUCGUCGAGACGCAAGCCCGACACCGACAAUACUGCAAAGAACACUCCAGAUAAGCCGAUCGGCGAUGUAGUUCAACAAACUGGGGAAGACGACGCAACCACCCUCCCCCUUACGGACGCCAGUAAAAGUAAAAUGACAUGGGACUUCGAUCAGGCCGACGUCUUUUGUUGGUAUGCCGCCUACUCUGAUUAUCUGUUACCUGUGGAAAGCAAAAUCGAUUGUUACAGCAGAAUCAACAAAUAA